Molecule: messenger RNA, 2085 nt
Organism: Glarea lozoyensis ATCC 20868
Lineage: Eukaryota; Fungi; Ascomycota; Leotiomycetes; Helotiales; Helotiaceae
Product: Ankyrin repeat-containing protein
Exons: 5
Coding region: 1-2085 (694 amino acids)
Biological process (GO): protein palmitoylation
Cellular component (GO): Golgi membrane
Molecular function (GO): palmitoyltransferase activity; protein binding
Source: RefSeq, a predicted model, not a curated record
AUGUCGAGUGAGGAGAAGAUUACACAGCCAACAGUUGCAACCAAGGGUGCUCCAAGUCUGGCAAUCAUGAAUGGGAAGGCGGCGGUCGUUGCGCCGAAGCUGAGUGAUGAUGAUCAUGUCGAGAUGGACGAUAUAAUCGCCGCUGGGCCGGAGGAAGUUGCAGACGAUAUAAUGCAGUUGGCUCGAAUCGGAGAUGUGCCGGCGAUGGAGAAGCUAUUCAACAGCGGGAAGUUCGAUGCGACAUAUUGCGAUGAUGAGGGGAUUACGCCGUUACAUUGGGCGGCGAUCAAUAACCAGUAUGCGAUGUGCCAGUUUCUGCUGAAAGGAGGUGCCGAUGUUAAUAAGAAGGGGGGAGAAUCAGUUGCAACACCUGCGAUGUGGGCGGCUCAGCGUUGUCAUUAUUAUACCGUACAUCUUCUACUCGAACACGGCGCGGAUCCUCUAGUUACGGAUGUUCAAGGCUAUAAUAUUCUACACCUGGCGACGUUUGAAGGGAACAUAUUCCUCCUGGUCCUGUUAUUACACCAAAACAUCUCGGUCGAUAUACCGGAUACGCAUGGGCACACGAGUCUGAUGUGGGCUGCGUAUAAAGGAUAUCCAGCAUGCGUGGAUCUGUUUCUGAGAUGGGGCGCAGAUGUACAUGCGGCAGAUGAGACUGGAUUUACUGCGUUACACUGGGCGCUUGUAAAAGGAUCACAGGGCUGCAUACAAAAGUUGAUUGAAUAUGGAGCGGAUCGAUUUGCCGAAACUUCGACCGGGAAAACACCAGCGAUUACGGCGGAAGAGAUGAAAACCGAGAGAAUCUGGCAUAAGGCGCUGAUUGAAAGUGGCUACAAUGAUGAUGCGAUGCCUCGGUCACUGGACUUCCCAGGGAGUUCGUACUUGUUGAAAGACAAAAGGGCGUUUAUGACGAAAUUCUUCUUCUUAUUUCCCUUUUUAAUAAUAUGGGUUAUGAUUUCGAUAUCCAGUUAUAUGGUGGUGUAUGCGGGCAUACCACUUGCAUUGUUUGCUGGAUAUUCAUUGCAGUGGGUAGCGAUGCAGGUGAUGGAAUAUGCUCCAACGGAUAUGAGACAUAUGCACAAAACUCCUUGGCUAGCUGGUAUUUUUGCAGCAACAUUGUUCUGGGUCGGGGUGAGAUGGUUGUCAACUAUCCUCCCUGCCACCUAUAAUUCCUUUCCAAUAACGAAUCUGGCGUUUGCUGUUUCGUUUACGCUCUGCGGGUACUUUUACUUCUGUACCAUGGUCUACGAGCCUGGCUUCGUUCCUAAGCUUGGAGGUCUUGGCCCUCAAAAGGCUGUUAUUGAUGAGCUCAUUUCGUUGUGGAAAUUCGAUGCUCAAAACUUCUGUACAACAUGUAUGGUUCGACAGCCAUUGAGAAUGACUUUAGAGACCGGAGUUCUCUUACUCGUCAGACUUGCAAUUGGAUAUUUUACUAUUGCGAGAGACACCACCGAAGAGGGCAAGGUCUGCAAUAUUCUUGCGCCGGAGCUUUGCCAGAUCGUGAACGCCGAUCCAUAUACACUGGUGCUUUGUAUCUGGGCAGCGCUUCAAUUAACGUGGGUCACUAUGUUGAUGUUCGUCCAGUUGGUCCAAAUUUCAAGAGCGAUGACAACCUGGGAGAACAUGAGCGGCACCAAUCACUCUCAUGGAAGUAAAGCUUCCAUGGCUAUCACAUCUGCGCUCACCACAGGAACCGCCAGCCAAGCCGGCGCCCAAAUUGGGGAUACUGGCAUGGGACCAGAUCCAGCUCUUCCUCCCACUCAUGCACCAGGCCAUCAUCACCACAAGGAAGGGUGCUUUAAGCAAUGGAAGAAGAUUCUUGGUGUCGAUACCUUUGUCGAAACAGCGACAGGCAAGACCAACAAGCGUCGGAACCGAAAUCCGUUCUCGAAUGGCUGUGUUGGUAAUUGCAAAGAUUUUUGGUGCGACCCGGCGCCUGUUUUUGGUAAAAGGGAAAACGGGACCGCAUUACUUGGUGGACAGGUGGUCGACUACACAGCGAUGUACGAAACACCUCGACUGAUGACCAUGCGUUCGAGGGGCGGAGCGGCGUAUGAGAGCUUGGGAACUGAUGAUUCUGUAUGA